Molecule: messenger RNA, 2420 nt
Organism: Trichomycterus rosablanca
Lineage: Eukaryota; Metazoa; Chordata; Actinopteri; Siluriformes; Trichomycteridae
Gene: msrab
Product: methionine sulfoxide reductase Ab
Exons: 6
Coding region: 51-782 (243 amino acids)
Biological process (GO): cellular response to oxidative stress
Cellular component (GO): cytoplasm
Molecular function (GO): peptide-methionine (S)-S-oxide reductase activity
Source: RefSeq, a predicted model, not a curated record
UUGCGCAGGGAGUGAAUAGUAAUUUGGGACGUGUUCGCUGUCAGGAAGCCAUGUUGUUUUGUUUCCGUAGAAGAGCUCAUAAGCCACUUUCUGCUCUUCUGUUUCUGAGGAUAUCUUUGGCGAACUUAAACAUGGGAGGCAGCUCGGUGUUACCCAGCAAAGAGCAAGCUCUCAAGGGCAGGGAGGAGAAAAUGACCGUGGCAGCUAAGCAUGCAGCCACAGGGAGGCCCACAGUGGAGCCUUUUCCUGAACUAACACAGAUGAUCAUGUUUGGUAUGGGCUGUUUCUGGGGUGCAGAGAGGCGCUUCUGGACUCUUCCUGGAGUUUUCUCAACACAGGUCGGCUACGCGGGUGGAUUCACCCCCAACCCUACCUACCAGGAGGUGUGUUCAGGUCUGACAGGCCACACAGAGGUGGUACGAGUGGUCUACGUUCCUAAAGAUCUAAGCCUAGACAAACUCCUGAAGGUGUUUUGGGAGAGCCACGACCCCACUCAAGGUAUGGCUCAGGGAAACGAUAAAGGGACGCAGUACCGUUCGACUAUCUACACGUGCGGUCCGGAGCAGCAGGAGCUAGUCAUGAAGAGUAAAGAGCUCUACCAGCAGGCUUUGAGGGAGAAAGGCCGGGGUGCGAUCACCACCGAAAUCAGAGAGAACCCGGUCUUCUACUACGCAGAGGAUUACCACCAGCAGUACCUGCACAAGGUCCCUGAUGGUUACUGCGGACUGAAGGGAACGGGAGUCACCUGCUCCUUCGGGGCAAGUUCCAAGGCUGAACUUUGACUCAGAAGAGUCAGUGCAUGUCGCCUUUUGUAGCACAUGGGUUUGUAGGAGAGAUGGAAGUAAAUGUGUGGGUGUGUAGAUAAAUCAUAGGCAUAAAUAAUCGUGUAAUAGCAAUAAUAUUAUACCUGUAAUACAUUUGCACACAGAUCCUAUGUACAAUGAGAGGAGAGCUAGUCUUAAACCACUUUUUGUGUACUCAAAAGAAGUCAUUUUGAGAGUCAUGUUCCUGGUGUUUGCUUUGUUAAAACGAUAACUUGCCUAGAUUUCAAAUUAGCAAUGUCCAGGUACGUCUCUUCAUUCAUGUUUUUAUUUUCAUGGUGUGUUAUUCCUCAGUACUAUCUGCCAAGAAGCUGCCCUAUAUCAUGAUGCUUCCACCACCAUACUUUACUAUAAACUUGAAACUUCAUCUUAAGAAUCUGAACUUCUUCCUUUCCUUCAACCAUAGUGAUCUCCAACCAUAAUGAUCUGAUAUUCUUUUGCCAUAUGGUUUGAUUGUUGUUGCUGACUGUUGUUCCUGCUCCUUUCAGGUCAUCCUGCAACCUAUUUUAAUUAAUUGCUGGCUUCAUAUUUUUUAUUAUUAGUCUAAGAGCAUUUUGAGAAAUUCUGGGUGGCUUACAAUCCUGUCUGGGGACAAAUUGUGGUUCCUUGAGCUUCGCACAUACUAAAUCAGUUAGACGGCAAAGUAUUUAAAGUAUAAUGUGUUUGCUGUUUGGUGUGGCUCCUUGACUUUUAUCAUGAUUGCUACUCAUUGCGCAAUAAAAUUAGGCAGAUGAAGUUCAUGGGCACAAACAGUGAAUUAAAAACAAAAAUAAUAAUAGUGGAAUAUUUGUUCCUCUUUGCCGUGUGACCUUGUCAUUAAACAAAGACCCAGAAAAAUGAUGUGAGGAUUUUUGUCAUGUAAACAGGAUUAUUCACAGGAGCAGAUUGAGAUACUGUGUGACACAUUACAUCAGGAACACUCACAUAUGAACACUAGUGCAUUAAUGACGUUCUGUAUGUAUACGGACGCUCCUUGUAAUUAUUAAAUUCAUGGGUUUUGGUCACACCUAUUGCUAAACAGUGUUUAAAUUCUAAUCUUGUAGUAACAGUUUGAACAAAGUGAGUUUGGUUUAGAUGAACUCCAGUGGCCUGCACACAGCCCUGAGCUCAACACCAUUGAACACAUUUGGGAUGAAUCGGAACGUCAACGGCAAGCCAGGUCUUCUCAUUUAACAUGUGUCUGACCUUAAAAAUGCUGUUGAUCAUACAGAUACUCUGGUUGAAUCUGGCCGUACACAACUCAAAUGUUAUUUUUUCUGUUGUACUAAUAAGACUUGUUCCCAAAUAUUCUUGUGUUUUCUAUUUGCAAAAUAUAUUCCUUACAAUAACCACUGUGUUUAAUGCUUUAAUUGCAAUAUUUCUGCUUCUUUUUAGUUUUUUGUGAUUAAAUCUUUCAUGCAAUUCACGAGACUCUGAAUGCACAUUCAUGAGAUUACAAACAGAACUUUAUUAAUGAUAGAAUUGCUUGUGCCUUGAGGAUAAGUUCCAAAAUCAUCAUUCAGAGCAUGAAAAUGUGGAUGUAUUAUAUAAAAUGCUAAACACAUACCUAGCUUGGGAUGUUCUUCUAAAAUUUGCAUUCAAUAAAAUAAAUAAAAAAAA